Molecule: messenger RNA, 18970 nt
Organism: Hypanus sabinus (Atlantic stingray)
Lineage: Eukaryota; Metazoa; Chordata; Chondrichthyes; Myliobatiformes; Dasyatidae
Product: epiplakin-like
Exons: 2
Coding region: 1-12267 (4088 amino acids)
Biological process (GO): wound healing; hemidesmosome assembly; intermediate filament cytoskeleton organization
Cellular component (GO): perinuclear region of cytoplasm; intermediate filament; cytoskeleton
Molecular function (GO): structural constituent of muscle; structural constituent of cytoskeleton; cadherin binding
Source: RefSeq, a predicted model, not a curated record
AUGAUGCAGAACACAGGAUGUCAGGAGGAUGCAAGCUCUGCCUGCGAUGUCACCUCUUUGCCCAAAGGUGAUGAGCUCAACAAAGGAUCCACUACAGAGGGCUGCAACGCUAUGAAAGCUCCCGACACAACCCCCAGCAGCAGCAUUGCUGGGCUCCUAAUUUAUUCAACUAAUGAGAAGAUGAGCAUCUACCAGGCCUUCAAAAAGGAACUGCUUCCGCCUGGCGUAGCUCUACUUCUGCUGGAAGCCCAAGCUGCAACGGGUUCUCUCAUCGACCCUGUGACAGAGCAGAGGCUGCCUGUGGAUGAUGCUCUACAGGCUGGGAUCAUUGGUCAUGACGUAUACAACAAGUUGCUGUCUGCAGAGAAGGCCGUGUCAGGUUACAAGGAUCCCACCACAGGGAAUACCAUCUCCCUAUUCCAAGCCAUGAAGAAGGAGCUGGUGGUGCGCUCUCAUGGCAUUCGGCUAUUGGAAGCACAACUGGCCACAGGCGGCAUCAUCGAUCCAACCUCGGGCUGUCGGAUUUCCAUGGCGGAUGCCUAUCAGCAAGGAAUGUUUGAUCAGGAGAUGAACAAUAUUCUCUCUGACCCCAGUGAUGACACCAAGGGAUUUUUUGACCCGAACACCCAGGAAAACCUCAGCUACCUGGAGCUGAAACAGAGGUGUGUGACUGAGCCAAGCUCCGGUCUCUGCCUGCUGAUCAUCACGGAUAAAGUGGUGAAAGGAAUCCAGAUUACCACUGAAGGAAAAACGAAGAACACCUUCAGAAGGACUUUGGUUUCAGUGAAAGCUGGCCGGUUCAGAGAACGAAAAGUGGCAUUAUGGGAAGUCAUCAAUUCAGAAUACUUCACUGCCGAACAAAUCUGUGAGUUUAUCAAAGAUUUCGAGUCUGGUAAAGCCACCAUCGAGAAAAUAAUCACAGUUGUCAUGACAACAAUUGAACAAACAGAGAGGGAGAAAAAGAUGGCCACAUUCCGUGGACUGAGGCGCAGGGUGACUGCAGAGCAACUCCUGAAAUCAAACAUCAUUGAUAAGAAACUCUACGAGGAAUUGGAGGAAGGGAUCACCACAGUUAAAGAAGUUACCAAAUUCCAGUCCGUGGAGCAGUACCUAACAGGAACAUGCAGUAUCGCUGGUGUCCUGGUGGAGAAAACCAAUGAGAAGAUGAGCAUCUACCAAGCCAUGAAGAAAGGUCUGCUGAUGCCUGGAACAGCCCAGAUCCUGCUGGAAGCUCAGGCAGCGACUGGCUUUGUCAUUGACCCAGUCAAGAACAUGAAACUUACGGUGGAUGAGGCGGUUAAGAGUGGUCUCAUUGGAAAAGAGCUCCAUGAGAAGAUGCUAUCUGCAGAAAGGGCAGUUACUGGAUACAAAGACCCCUACACCGGCAACAUCAUCUCCUUGUUCCAGGCUCUGAAGAAGGAUUUGAUCGUCAAGGAACAUGGGAUUCGCCUGCUGGAGGCACAGAUUGCCACAGGGGGCAUCAUCGACCCGGUACACAGCCAUCGCCUCCCUGUCGAUGUGGCGUACAAGAGAGGGAUGUUUGAUGAGGAGAUGAACAAGAUUCUGGCUGAUGCAGGAGAUGACACCAAGGGAUUCUUUGACCCCAACACCAAGGAGAACCUCACCUAUCUACAGCUGAAGCAGAGAUGUGUGAAUGAGGAGGAAACUGGCCUCUGUCUCUUGUGCUUGAGAGACCUCAAUUAUAUAGACAAACAGACAGAAGUGAUUUUCAAACAGACCACCUUCUCCAGCACGAUGGGCAUAUUUCAGGGAAAGACCUUGACAAUCUGGGAAUUUCUAAAUUCUAAAUAUGUCACAGACAGAAAGAGAAAAGAAGUGCUACAGCAAUACAAUUCUGGAUCAUUGACAAUACAACAGAUAAUUAGCCUUUUUACCAGGAUCAUUGAGGAGACUGAAAGAAUAUCCAGCUGCACAAUGACUGUAGAUGGAUUCCGAAAGAAAGUUUCCAUGCAGCAACUUGUGAACUCGCAAGUUAUAAAAAGUGAUACAUUCAAAGACCUGAGCGAAGGCAGGACAACAGUGCAAGACAUUCUGCAGAUGGAAUCAGUGAAGAGAUACCUGCAAGGAUCAAACAGCAUUGCAGGCAUAAUUGUGGAAAACACUAAUCAGAAGAUGGGGAUUUACGAGGCACUAAAAAAACGCCUGCUGAUGCCUGGAACGGCCCUGAUCCUGCUGGAAGCUCAGGCGGCGACUGGCUUUAUCAUUGAUCCAGUCAGGAAUCUGAAACUCACGGUGGACGAGGCUGUUGAGAGUGGUCUCAUUGGAAAAGAGCUCCAUCAGAAGCUGUUGUCUGCAGAAAGGGCAGUUACUGGAUACAAAGACCCCUACACCGGCAACAUCAUCUCCUUGUUCCAGGCUCUGAAGAAGGAUUUGAUCAUCAAGGAACAUGGGAUUCGCCUGCUGGAGGCACAGAUUGCCACAGGGGGCAUCAUCGACCCGGUACACAGCCAUCGCCUCCCUGUUGAUGUGGCGUACAAGAGAGGGAUGUUUGACGAGGAGAUGAACAAGAUUCUGGAUGAUGCAGGAGAUGACACCAAGGGAUUCUUCGACCCCAACACCAAGGAGAACCUUACCUAUCUACAGCUGAAACAGAGAUGUGUGAGUGACCAGGACACUGGUCUGUGCUUGCUGAAGAUAUCAAAUGGAAGCAUGCAGACUCACAAGGGAUAUACCAUUGAUGAAAUCAUGAGCGCAUUUCAGAAGGAGACCAUGUUUGUAUCAUGUGGCAAGUUCAAAGGCAGAUCUAUCUCAAUUUGGGAAAUCCUCCAUUCUGAAUAUUUCACAGAGGAGAAGAGGAAGAAGCUGAUGGAGAUGUACAGAUUGAGGGAAGAGUUUGAUAUGGCGACGGUGAUCACAACCAUCACCACAAGAGUUGAGGCAAGACAAAGCCAAUUGGACACCUCAAUCACCUUUGCCGGUCUCCGAGCAGAUAUUUCCCUUCAGGAAUUGGUGGAGUCGGAGGUUAUUGAUGAAGCAACAUUGCUGGAUCUGAAGGAGGGGAAGAAGACUGUGCAAGAAGUCAGUGAGCUGGAGUCGGUGAAGGUCUACCUGAAGGGAUCAGACAGCAUUGCCGGCAUCCUGGUAGGAUCAACCAAUGAGAAGAUGAGCAUCUACCAAGCCAUGAAGAAAGGUCUGCUGAUGCCUGGAACGGCCCUGAUCCUGCUGGAAGCUCAGGCGGCGACCGGCUUUCUCAUUGACCCAGUCAAGAACAUGAAGCUCACGGUGGAUGAGGCGGUUAAGAGCGGUCUCGUUGGAAAAGAGCUCCAUCAGAAGCUGUUGUCUGCAGAAAGGGCAGUUACUGGGUACAAAGACCCCUACACCGGCAACAUCAUCUCCUUGUUCCAGGCUCUGAAGAAGGAUUUGAUCAUCAAGGAACAUGGGAUUCGCCUGCUGGAGGCACAGAUUGCCACAGGGGGCAUCAUCGACCCAGUACACAGCCAUCGCCUCCCUGUUGAUGUGGCGUACAAGAGAGGGAUGUUUGACGAGGAGAUGAACAAGAUUCUGGAUGAUGCAGGAGAUGACACCAAGGGAUUCUUCGACCCCAACACCAAGGAGAACCUUACCUAUCUACAGCUGAAACAGAGAUGUGAGAGUGACCAGGACACUGGUCUGUGCUUGCUGAAGAUAUCAAAUGGAAGCAUGCAGAUUCACAAGGGAUAUACCAUUGAUGAAAUCAUGAGCACAUUUCAGAAGGAGACCAUGUUUGUAUCAUGUGGCAAGUUCAAAGGCAGAACUAUCUCAAUUUGGGAAAUCCUCCAUUCUGAAUAUUUCACAGAUGAGAAGAGGAAGAAGCUGAUGGAGAAGUACAGAUUGAGGGAAGUUGACAUAAAGACCCUCAUAACAAAAAUAAACACCAUUAUUGAGCAAACUCAAGACAAGACCAUUGCUGUGACACCUUCUGAGGCUCUGCCAUGUCAGAGCCCCCUGGUCUACACUGCAGAAGAGACUGAAGCUGCCUUUCAAAAGACAACACUCACCUUCACGCUCUGGUGUCUUCUUCAUUCUAAGCUCUUUACUGAAGAGGAGCGCACAUCAUUGAUUGACAGGUAUAUCAGGAAGGAGAUUGAUAUGGCGACGGUGAUCACAACCAUCACCACAAGAGUAGAGGCAAGACAAAGCCAAUUGGACACCUCAAUCACCUUUGCCGGUCUCCGAGCAGAUAUUUCCCUUCAGGAAUUGGUGGAGUCGGAGGUUAUUGAUGAAGCAACAUUGCUGGAUCUGAAGGAGGGGAAGAAGACUGUGCAGGAAGUCAGUGAGCUGGAGUCGGUGAAGGUCUACUUGAAGGGAUCAGACAGCAUUGCCGGCAUCCUGGUAGGAUCAACCAAUGAGAAGAUGAGCAUCUACCAAGCCAUGAAGAAAGGUCUGCUGAUGCCUGGAACGGCCCUGAUCCUGCUGGAAGCUCAGGCGGCGACCGGCUUUCUCAUUGACCCAGUCAAGAACAUGAAGCUCACGGUGGAUGAGGCGGUUAAGAGCGGUCUCGUUGGAAAAGAGCUCCAUCAGAAGCUGUUGUCUGCAGAAAGGGCAGUUACUGGGUACAAAGACCCCUACACCGGCAACAUCAUCUCCUUGUUCCAGGCUCUGAAGAAGGAUUUGAUCAUCAAGGAACAUGGGAUUCGCCUGCUGGAGGCACAGAUUGCCACAGGGGGCAUCAUCGACCCAGUACACAGCCAUCGCCUCCCUGUUGAUGUGGCGUACAAGAGAGGGAUGUUUGACGAGGAGAUGAACAAGAUUCUGGAUGAUGCAGGAGAUGACACCAAGGGAUUCUUUGACCCCAACACCAAGGAGAACCUUACCUAUCUACAGCUGAAACAGAGAUGUGUGAGUGACCAGGACACUGGUCUGUGCUUGCUGAAGAUAUCAAAUGGAAGCAUGCAGAUUCACAAGGGAUAUACCAUUGAUGAAAUCAUGAGCACAUUUCAGAAGGAGACCAUGUUUGUAUCAUGUGGCAAGUUCAAAGGCAGAACUAUCUCAAUUUGGGAAAUCCUCCAUUCUGAAUAUUUCACAGAGGAGAAGAGGAAGAAGCUGAUGGAGAUGUACAGAUUGAGGGAAGUUGACAUAAAGACCCUCAUAACAAAAAUAAACACCAUUAUUGAGCAAACCCAAGACCAGACCAUUGCUGUGACACCCUCUGUGGCUCUGCCAUGUCAGAGCCCCCUGGUCUACACUGCAGAAGAGACUGAAGCUGCCUUUCAAAAGACAACACUCACCUUCACGCUCUGGUGUCUUCUUCAUUCUAAGCUCUUUACUGAAGAGGAGCGCACAUCAUUGAUUGACAGGUAUAUCAGGAAGGAGAUUGAUAUGGCGACGGUGAUCACAACCAUCACCACAAGAGUAGAGGCAAGACAAAGCCAAUUGGACACCUCAAUCACCUUUGCCGGUCUCCGAGCAGAUAUUUCCCUUCAGGAAUUGGUGGAGUCGGAGGUUAUUGAUGAAGCAACAUUGCUGGAUCUGAAGGAGGGGAAGAAGACUGUGCAGGAAGUCAGUGAGCUGGAGUCGGUGAAGGUCUACUUGAAGGGAUCAGACAGCAUUGCCGGCAUCCUGGUAGGAUCAACCAAUGAGAAGAUGAGCAUCUACCAAGCCAUGAAGAAAGGUCUGCUGAUGCCUGGAACGGCCCUGAUCCUGCUGGAAGCUCAGGCGGCGACCGGCUUUCUCAUUGACCCAGUCAAGAACAUGAAGCUCACGGUGGAUGAGGCGGUUAAGAGCGGUCUCGUUGGAAAAGAGCUCCAUCAGAAGCUGUUGUCUGCAGAAAGGGCAGUUACUGGAUACAAAGACCCCUACACCGGCAACAUCAUCUCCUUGUUCCAGGCUCUGAAGAAGGAUUUGAUCAUCAAGGAACAUGGGAUUCGCCUGCUGGAGGCACAGAUUGCCACAGGGGGCAUCAUCGACCCGAUACACAGCCAUCGCCUCCCUGUUGAUGUGGCGUACAAGAGAGGGAUGUUUAACGAGGAGAUGAACAAGAUUCUGGAUGAUGCAGGAGAUGACACCAAGGGAUUCUUUGACCCCAACACCAAGGAGAACCUUACCUAUCUACAGCUGAAACAGAGAUGUGUGAGUGACCAGGACACAUGUCUGUGCUUGCUGAAGAUAUCAGAUGGAAAUGUGAAGACUCAUCAGGGAUAUACCAUUGAUGAAAUCAUGAGCGCAUUUCAGAAGGAGACCAUGUUUGUAUCAUGUGGCAAGUUCAAAGACAGAUCUAUCUCAAUUUGGGAAAUCCUCCAUUCUGAAUAUUUCACAGAUGAGAAGAGGAAGAAGCUGAUGGAAAUGUACAGAUUGAGGGAAGUUGACAUAAAGACCCUCAUAACAAAAAUAAACACCAUUAUUGAGCAAACCCAAGACCAGACCAUCGCUGUGACACCCUCUGUGGCUCUGCCAAGUCAGAGCCCCCUGGUCUACACUGCAGAAGAGACUGAAGCUGCCUUUCAAAAGACAACACUCACCUUCACACUCUGGUGUCUUCUUCAUUCUAAGCUCUUUACUGAAGAGGAGUGCACAUCAUUGAUUGACAGGUAUAUCAGGAAGGAGUUUGAUAUGGCGACGGUGAUCACCACCAUCACCACAAGAGUUGAGGCAAGACAAAGCCAAUUGGACACCUCAAUCACCUUUGCCGGUCUCCGAGCAGAUAUUUCCCUUCAGGAAUUGGUGGAGUCGGAGGUUAUUGAUGAAGCAACAUUGCUGGAUCUGAAGGAGGGGAAGAAGACUGUGCAAGAAGUCAGUGAGCUGGAGUCGGUGAAGGUCUACCUGAAGGGAUCAGACAGCAUUGCCGGCAUCCUGGUAGGAUCAACCAAUGAGAAGAUGAGCAUCUACCAAGCCAUGAAGAAAGGUCUGCUGAUGCCUGGAACGGCCCUGAUCCUGCUGGAAGCUCAGGCGGCGACCGGCUUUCUCAUUGACCCAGUCAAGAACAUGAAGCUCACGGUGGAUGAGGCGGUUAAGAGCGGUCUCGUUGGAAAAGAGCUCCAUCAGAAGCUGUUGUCUGCAGAAAGGGCAGUUACUGGGUACAAAGACCCCUACACCGGCAACAUCAUCUCCUUGUUCCAGGCUCUGAAGAAGGAUUUGAUCAUCAAGGAACAUGGGAUUCGCCUGCUGGAGGCACAGAUUGCCACAGGGGGCAUCAUCGACCCGGUACACAGCCAUCGCCUCCCUGUCGAUGUGGCGUACAAGAGAGGGAUGUUUGAUGAGGAGAUGAACAAGAUUCUGGCCGAUGCAGGAGAUGACACCAAGGGAUUCUUCGAUCCCAACACCAAGGAGAACCUCACCUAUCUACAGCUGAAGCAGAGAUGUGUGAGUGACCAGGACACUUGUCUGUGCUUGCUGAAGAUAUCAGAUGGAAAUGUGAAGACACAUCAGGGAUAUACCAUUGAUGAAAUCAUGAGCACAUUUCAGAAGGAGACCAUGUUUGUAUCAUGUGGCAAGUUCAAAGGCAGAACUAUCUCAAUUUGGGAAAUCCUCCAUUCUGAAUAUUUCACAGAUGAGAAGAGGAAGAAGCUGAUGGAGAUGUACAGAUUGAGGGAAGUUGACAUAAAGACCCUCAUAACAAAAAUAAACACCAUUAUUGAGCAAACCCAAGACCAGACCAUCGCUGUGACACCCUCUGUGGCUCUGCCAUGUCAGAGCCCCCUGGUCUACACUGCAGAAGAGACUGAAGCUGCCUUUCAAAAGACAACACUCACCUUCACACUCUGGUGUCUUCUUCAUUCUAAGCUCUUUACUGAAGAGGAGCGCACAUCAUUGAUUGACAGGUAUAUCAGGAAGGAGUUUGAUAUGGCGACGGUGAUCACAACCAUCACCACAAGAGUUGAGGCAAGACAAAGCCAAUUGGACACCUCAAUCACUUUUGCCGGUCUCCGAGCAGAUAUUUCCCUUCAGGAAUUGGUGGAGUCGGAGGUUAUUGAUGAAGCAACAUUGCUGGAUCUGAAGGAGGGGAAGAAGACUGUGCAGGAAGUCAGUGAGCUGGAGUCGGUGAAGGUCUACUUGAAGGGAUCAGACAGCAUUGCCGGCAUCCUGGUAGGAUCAACCAAUGAGAAGAUGAGCAUCUACCAAGCCAUGAAGAAAGGUCUGCUGAUGCCUGGAACGGCCCUGAUCCUGCUGGAAGCUCAGGCGGCGACCGGCUUUCUCAUUGACCCAGUCAAGAACAUGAAGCUCACGGUGGAUGAGGCGGUUAAGAGCGGUCUCGUUGGAAAAGAGCUCCAUCAGAAGCUGUUGUCUGCAGAAAGGGCAGUUACUGGAUACAAAGACCCCUACACCGGCAACAUCAUCUCCUUGUUCCAGGCUCUGAAGAAGGAUUUGAUCAUCAAGGAACAUGGGAUUCGCCUGCUGGAGGCACAGAUUGCCACAGGGGGCAUCAUCGACCCGGUACACAGCCAUCGCCUCCCUGUCGAUGUGGCGUACAAGAGAGGGAUGUUUGAUGAGGAGAUGAACAAGAUUCUGGAUGAUGCAGGAGAUGACACCAAGGGAUUCUUCGACCCCAACACCAAGGAGAACCUUACCUAUCUACAGCUGAAACAGAGAUGUGUGAGUGACCAGGACACUUGUUUGUGCUUGCUGAAGAUAUCAAAUGGAAGCAUGCAGACUCACAAGGGAUAUACCAUUGAGGAAAUCAUGAGCGCAUUUCAGAAGGAGACCAUGUUUGUAUCAUGUGGCAAGUUCAAAGGCAGAUCUAUCUCAAUUUGGGAAAUCCUCCAUUCUGAAUAUUUCACAGAGGAGAAGAGGAAGAAGCUGAUGGAGAUGUACAGAUUGAGGGAAGUUGACAUAAAGACCCUCAUAACAAAAAUAAACACCAUUAUUGAGCAAACUCAAGACAAGACCAUUGCUGUGACACCUUCUGAGGCUCUGCCAUGUCAGAGCCCCCUGGUCUACACUGCAGAAGAGACUGAAGCUGCCUUUCAAAAGACAACACUCACCUUCACGCUCUGGUGUCUUCUUCAUUCUAAGCUCUUUACUGAAGAGGAGCGCACAUCAUUGAUUGACAGGUAUAUCAGGAAGGAGAUUGAUAUGGCGACGGUGAUCACAACCAUCACCACAAGAGUUGAGGCAAGACAAAGCCAAUUGGACACCUCAAUCACCUUUGCCGGUCUCCGAGCAGAUAUUUCCCUUCAGGAAUUGGUGGAGUCGGAGGUUAUUGAUGAAGCAACAUUGCUGGAUCUGAAGGAGGGGAAGAAGACUGUGCAAGAAGUCAGUGAGCUGGAGUCGGUGAAGGUCUACUUGAAGGGAUCAGACAGCAUUGCCGGCAUCCUGGUAGGAUCAACCAAUGAGAAGAUGAGCAUCUACCAAGCCAUGAAGAAAGGUCUGCUGAUGCCUGGAACGGCCCUGAUCCUGCUGGAAGCUCAGGCGGCGACCGGCUUUCUCAUUGACCCAGUCAAGAACAUGAAGCUCACGGUGGAUGAGGCGGUUAAGAGCGGUCUCGUUGGAAAAGAGCUCCAUCAGAAGCUGUUGUCUGCAGAAAGGGCAGUUACUGGAUACAAAGACCCCUACACCGGCAACAUCAUCUCCUUGUUCCAGGCUCUGAAGAAGGAUUUGAUCAUCAAGGAACAUGGGAUUCGCCUGCUGGAGGCACAGAUUGCCACAGGGGGCAUCAUCGACCCGGUACACAGCCAUCGCCUCCCUGUCGAUGUGGCGUACAAGAGAGGGAUGUUUGAUGAGGAGAUGAACAAGAUUCUGGAUGAUGCAGGAGAUGACACCAAGGGAUUCUUCGACCCCAACACCAAGGAGAACCUUACCUAUCUACAGCUGAAACAGAGAUGUGUGAGUGACCAGGACACUUGUUUGUGCUUGCUGAAGAUAUCAAAUGGAAGCAUGCAGACUCACAAGGGAUAUACCAUUGAGGAAAUCAUGAGCGCAUUUCAGAAGGAGACCAUGUUUGUAUCAUGUGGCAAGUUCAAAGGCAGAUCUAUCUCAAUUUGGGAAAUCCUCCAUUCUGAAUAUUUCACAGAGGAGAAGAGGAAGAAGCUGAUGGAGAUGUACAGAUUGAGGGAAGUUGACAUAAAGACCCUCAUAACAAAAAUAAACACCAUUAUUGAGCAAACUCAAGACAAGACCAUUGCUGUGACACCUUCUGAGGCUCUGCCAUGUCAGAGCCCCCUGGUCUACACUGCAGAAGAGACUGAAGCUGCCUUUCAAAAGACAACACUCACCUUCACGCUCUGGUGUCUUCUUCAUUCUAAGCUCUUUACUGAAGAGGAGCGCACAUCAUUGAUUGACAGGUAUAUCAGGAAGGAGAUUGAUAUGGCGACGGUGAUCACAACCAUCACCACAAGAGUUGAGGCAAGACAAAGCCAAUUGGACACCUCAAUCACCUUUGCCGGUCUCCGAGCAGAUAUUUCCCUUCAGGAAUUGGUGGAGUCGGAGGUUAUUGAUGAAGCAACAUUGCUGGAUCUGAAGGAGGGGAAGAAGACUGUGCAAGAAGUCAGUGAGCUGGAGUCGGUGAAGGUCUACUUGAAGGGAUCAGACAGCAUUGCCGGCAUCCUGGUAGGAUCAACCAAUGAGAAGAUGAGCAUCUACCAAGCCAUGAAGAAAGGUCUGCUGAUGCCUGGAACGGCCCUGAUCCUGCUGGAAGCUCAGGCGGCGACCGGCUUUCUCAUUGACCCAGUCAAGAACAUGAAGCUCACGGUGGAUGAGGCGGUUAAGAGCGGUCUCGUUGGAAAAGAGCUCCAUCAGAAGCUGUUGUCUGCAGAAAGGGCAGUUACUGGAUACAAAGACCCCUACACCGGCAACAUCAUCUCCUUGUUCCAGGCUCUGAAGAAGGAUUUGAUCAUCAAGGAACAUGGGAUUCGCCUGCUGGAGGCACAGAUUGCCACAGGGGGCAUCAUCGACCCGGUACACAGCCAUCGCCUCCCUGUCGAUGUGGCGUACAAGAGAGGGAUGUUUGAUGAGGAGAUGAACAAGAUUCUGGAUGAUGCAGGAGAUGACACCAAGGGAUUCUUCGACCCCAACACCAAGGAGAACCUUACCUAUCUACAGCUGAAACAGAGAUGUGUGAGUGACCAGGACACUUGUUUGUGCUUGCUGAAGAUAUCAAAUGGAAGCAUGCAGACUCACAAGGGAUAUACCAUUGAGGAAAUCAUGAGCGCAUUUCAGAAGGAGACCAUGUUUGUAUCAUGUGGCAAGUUCAAAGGCAGAUCUAUCUCAAUUUGGGAAAUCCUCCAUUCUGAAUAUUUCACAGAGGAGAAGAGGAAGAAGCUGAUGGAGAUGUACAGAUUGAGGGAAGUUGACAUAAAGACCCUCAUAACAAAAAUAAACACCAUUAUUGAGCAAACUCAAGACAAGACCAUUGCUGUGACACCUUCUGAGGCUCUGCCAUGUCAGAGCCCCCUGGUCUACACUGCAGAAGAGACUGAAGCUGCCUUUCAAAAGACAACACUCACCUUCACGCUCUGGUGUCUUCUUCAUUCUAAGCUCUUUACUGAAGAGGAGCGCACAUCAUUGAUUGACAGGUAUAUCAGGAAGGAGAUUGAUAUGGCGACGGUGAUCACAACCAUCACCACAAGAGUUGAGGCAAGACAAAGCCAAUUGGACACCUCAAUCACCUUUGCCGGUCUCCGAGCAGAUAUUUCCCUUCAGGAAUUGGUGGAGUCGGAGGUUAUUGAUGAAGCAACAUUGCUGGAUCUGAAGGAGGGGAAGAAGACUGUGCAAGAAGUCAGUGAGCUGGAGUCGGUGAAGGUCUACUUGAAGGGAUCAGACAGCAUUGCCGGCAUCCUGGUAGGAUCAACCAAUGAGAAGAUGAGCAUCUACCAAGCCAUGAAGAAAGGUCUGCUGAUGCCUGGAACGGCCCUGAUCCUGCUGGAAGCUCAGGCGGCGACCGGCUUUCUCAUUGACCCAGUCAAGAACAUGAAGCUCACGGUGGAUGAGGCGGUUAAGAGCGGACUCGUUGGAAAAGAGCUCCAUCAGAAGCUGUUGUCCGCAGAAAGGGCAGUUACUGGAUACAAAGACCCCUACACCGGCAACAUCAUCUCCUUGUUCCAGGCUCUGAAGAAGGAUUUGAUCAUCAAGGAACAUGGGAUUCGCCUGCUGGAGGCACAGAUUGCCACAGGGGGCAUCAUCGACCCGGUACACAGCCAUCGCCUCCCUGUCGAUGUGGCGUACAAGAGAGGGAUGUUUGAUGAGGAGAUGAACAAGAUUCUGGCCGAUGCAGGAGAUGACACCAAGGGAUUCUUCGAUCCCAACACCAAGGAGAACCUCACCUAUCUACAGCUGAAGCAGAGAUGUAUUAAGGAUCCUAUGACAGAUCUCUGUUUUUUGUUACUGAGUCGAUAAAUAGUCGAAUUGUCUUGUUGAAUAAUCUUAUUAUUAUUAUUAGGUACUACUGUUUAAGUGUACUAUAUAAUUUUAAUUAAUUCCCUGUCAUGUCCACAUGCCAUAGCUCUGCAGUCCUAAGCUUGUAACUUCCCCUCUUCAAUGGAACGACUUGUCCUUCUUCCCCCAUGCCCAUGUGCUCCAUUGUCUUUAAUUUUCCUCUCCUGUCUUUCUCUUUCCAUUCACACUGUCCCCCUCCCCUGACUCCAGAUCUGAUAUGAGACUGAUGAGGACUUUAACACAUUUCAUUUCAAGCCCCAAUAGAAUUAGCAUUGUGGCAUUUCACUUGCCAUUGUCCUGCUGCAUCUGCGGAUAGAGGACACAUUGAAGAAUUUCCCUCAGAACUGAGAGGAGGCAAAUAAGAUGGUUGAGCAGCUGCAAGAGAAGUUGUUUGUAAUAUGGCUUUUCUUCAGUUUGUGCAGUUCCAUUCAGACCUUCUGUGUUGUACACGUUCAGCAUGAUCCUAUUGGAGCACAGGGUAAUGUGGACAGCUUUGGGGAAUUCAGGCCAUUAUCCGAUAUCGAGUCUGUGGUCAGCAAAAGAAAGGAGGCAUACGGUUGGAUUUGGCAAUUGGAAAGAAGAAAAUCCAGGCUCAUUGAGGUCUUUAGUUGUGCUGACUGCUUCAGCAAGAAGUGUAAACAGAGCCUGAUUUCCUGUUCCUGUAUUAAUUUUCAAAGCUGUACAAAGCCAUCGUCCAUCUCGAUCCGAUGUUUUCUGUGGCGAAUCAUAAAUGACUCCGUGUUGACAGACAUGCCAAACUUCUUUAAUUUCCUGAGGAAGUAAAGGCAUUGCUGAGUUUUUUUAGUUGUGGCGCUGAGUCAUGGACAGGCGAUUGGUGAUGUUUACUUGUGGGAAGUUGAAGCUCUCGACCCUCUCAGCAUUAAAAUCAUUGAUGUAGACAGCAGCAUGUGCUCUCCCCCCCCACACACUUUCUGAAGUCAGUGACCAGCUCCUUUGUCAUGACAAAUGACACUAAGCUAUCUACCUCUUUCCUGUAUCCGGAGUGAUCAUUAUUUGAAAUAUGUUGACUAUGGUGGUAUCAUCUGCCAAGUUAGAGAUGGAGUUUGAGCACAAUAUGGCCAUGGAGUAAUGAGUAUACAGGGGAAGAGCAGGGGGGUGCGACGACACAUGGGGUAUGGGGUAACAUUGUUGAGAAUAAUUAUAGUUGAGCUGUUGCUGUGAAUCCUUAAUGGUUACAGUCUGUUGGUUAGGAAGUUAAGGAUCUAGUUGCAGAUUGAGGCAUUGACAACUCAGGUCUAGGAUUUUGGUGAUUAAUUUUUUUAAUUGGAGUACUAAAGUCAGAACUGUAGUCAAUAAACUAUAGAGGCAUAUGUACUACCAUACAGAAAGAGGACAUUGCGAACUUGAUCUUCUGUCUAGUCCAACCUACAUUGACAAAGACCACACUGCUCAAACCCCUCCCAUCCAUGUACCUAUCCAAACAUUUCUUAAAUAAUACAAUUCAACCCACAGUUACCACUUCCACUGGCAAAUUGUUCCACACCCGCAACAGCCACUGAGUGAAGAAGCACCCGCUCAGGCUCCCCAUCAAAUAUUUCGCCUCAUAAUUCUGUGACUAUGACCUCUAGUUUGUCUCACCCAACACAAGGGGGAAAAGCCUGCAUGUAUUUACCCUGUCUACACCCCUCACCAUUGUGUAUCACCUAUAUGAUCUCCCGUCAUUUUCCUAUACUGCAGGGGAUUUGAUCCAUAAUGUUCUACUAAGCUAAAUUAAUUAGUAUUCAAAUGUCCAAUUAAUCUUCCAGUAAUCACCUCUUUUGAACCCUCUCCAUGGCCUCAACAUCUUUCUGUUAAUGGGAUGACAAAAACUAGAUGCAGACUAACCACAGUUUUAUAAAGCUGUAACAUAAUUACCAACUCUUGAGUUCACUUCAAAGUUCAAAGUAAAUUUAUUAUCAAUUACAGUGUGUAUGACAACUUCCUUGCAGGCAACUACAGGAAAAAUAAAGACAUACAAUAGAAUUUAGAAAAUCAAUACAUGAAGAGAUCAAAAUUGACAAACAACUGAUGUUGAAAGGAAGACAAAUUGUGAAAAUUAAAAAUACUGAGAACUCAAGUUGUAAAGCGUCUUUGAAAGUGAGUGUGCAGCUCAUAAAAUCAGUCCAGUUUGGGGUGAAUUAAGUUAUACAUGCUGGUUUAAGGGCCUAAAUAAAAAAACAAGCAUGCCAUAUGCUGUGUCUGGAUGAAGGGUCUCAGUCUGAAUUUUAUUUGUUUAUUCCUCUCCAAAGAAAUGCCUGACUUCCUGAGUUCAUCCAACAUUUUGUGUGUAUUACUCUGGAUUUCCAGUAUCUGCAGAAUCUCCUGUAAUUAUUAACACAUGCCAUAUACUUUCUUUACCUCACUAUCACUUUCUAUAGCUAAUUCCAGUGUGUGAAUAUGGAUGGUCAAUGUGAAUAGUAAGCCCGCUGAUGAAACUGAAAUAGGUGCAAAUUGACAAUGAAAAUGGUUAUCAAAAAUAAUAGGGCGAUGUUGAUAAGCAGGAUAAGUGAGCAGGAGAUUGGCAAAUUCAGAGAACUGUAAAGUGUUGAAUUUCAGUAAGUUAAACCAGAUAUCUCUUGUACAGUGAAUAGUCGGUCACUGGGGGUUGUUGUGGAACAGAGGGGCAUUUAACCUUUCAUCAAAGUACAUUUGAUUGAAGAUAAAAGAUCUGAAAGAUUAGCUUUAUUUGUCACAUGUACAUCGAAACAUGUAUGAAAUGGUUCAUUUGUGUCAAAUCAAAUCAAUGAGGAUUUUGCUGGGCAGACUGCAGGUGUAGCCAUGCUUCCUGUGCAAAAGUGUGCUGGGGCCUACUUGGGGAAAGGUGAUCUUACACUGGGUGUUUGUAAAAUCUCAGUUCUUAUUAGGGAGCCUAAUGUAAAGGAAUCCAUAGGAGGCAAUGAUCAUAAUAUGAUUAAAUUCAUACUGCAUUUUGACAGGGAGAAGCAUAAAUCACAUGUAUCAAUACCGCAAUGGAAUAAAGGGAAUUACAGAGGCUUCAGAGAGAAGCUUGCCCAAGUGAUAGGAGGAUACUGGCGGAGAUAAUGGCAGAUCAGAGGUAGCUGAAGUUUCUGGGAAUAGUUCACAAGGUGCAGGAUAGAUAAAUCCCACGGAAGAAGGACUAGGACUAGGACUAGGUAACAAAAGAAGUUAAGGACUGCAUAAAAGCCAAGGAAAGGCAUAUAAGGUAGCAAAAAUAAGUGUGAAAUUGGAUGAUUGGGAAGCUUCUAAAAUCCAACAAAAGGCAACUAAAACUGCUAUAAGUAAGAAAAAAAAUAAAAUAUGAGGGCAAACUAGCCAAUAAUAUAAAGCAGGAUAUUAAUAGUAUUUUCAGUUAUAUAAAGCGUAAAAGGAAGGCAAGAGAUGAUAUUGGACCACUGGAAAAUGAUGCUGGUGAGAUAUUAAUGGGAGACAAAGAAAUGGCAGAUGAAUUUAAUGGGUACUUUUCAUCAGUCUUCAGUGUGGAAGACGCUAACAGUGUGCCAGAGGUCUGUGAGUGUUAGGGAGUAGGAGUGAGUGCCACUGUUAUUACAAAGGUAAAAGUGCUGGCAAACUCAAAGGCUUUAAGGUGGAUAAGACACUUAGGCCAGAUGGACAACAUCCCAAAGUCCUGAGAGAGAUUGCUGAAGAGAUAACGGAUGCAUUGGUCAUGAUCUGUCAAGAAUCACUUGAUUCUGGCAUGGUCGUGGAGGACUGGAAGUUUGCAAAUGUCACUCCACUCUUUAAGAAGGGAGGAGGGCAAAAGAAAGAGAAUUACAGGCCAGUUAGCCUAACCUCAGUGGUUGGGAAAGUGGUGGAGUCUAUUAUUAAGGAUGAGGUUUUGGGGUACAAUUAUUUGGACACUAAUGAGAAAAUAAGUCAAAGUCAGUAUAGUUUCUGUAAAGGGAAAUCUUGCCUGACAAAUCUGUUAGAGUUCUUUGAAGAAAUAACAAGCAGGGUGGACAAAGGAGAGGCAGAGGAUGUCGUUUACUUGGAUUUUCACAGGCACUUGAUAAGCUGCCACACAUUAUAGGAAAAGAUGGCAUUAUAGGAAAGAUACUGGCAUGGAUAGAGGAAUGGCUGGCAGGCAAGAGGCAACGAGUGGGAAUAGAAGCGGCCUUUUCUGGUUGGCUGCCAGUGACUAGUGGUGUUCCUGAGGGUCAGUAUUGGGACCGCUACCUAUCAUUUGUUUGACAAUGAUUUAGACAAUGGAAUUUAUGGUUUUGUGGCAGGGUUUGUGGAUGAUACAAAAAUAGGUGGAGGGGUAGGGAGUGCUGAGGAAGCAAUGUAAUUGCAGCAGGACUUAGACAAAUUGAGAGAAUGGGAAGGUGGCAGAUGAAAUACAGUGUUGGGGAAUGUAUGAUCAUGCAUUUUGCUAAAAGGAACAACAGUGCAGACUGUUAUCUAAAUGGUGAGAAAAUUCAAAUGAAGGUGUCCUCGUGCAAGACUCCCAGAGGGUUAAUUUACAAGUUGAGUCUGUGGUGAGGAAGGCAAAUGCAGUGUUGGCAUUCAUUUCAAGAGAACUAGAAUAUAAAAGCAAGGAUGUAAUGUUGAGCAACACACACAAGAUGCUGGAGGAACUCAGCAGACAAGGCAGCAUCUAUGGAAAAAAGUAUAGUUGAAGUUUCAGGCCCAGACCCUUUGGCAGGACUAGAGAAAAAAGAUGAGGAGAAGAUUUAAAAGUUGAGGGUGUGGGGAGAGUAUCCGUGAUACUUCACACACUCUGGAUCUUUUCAAUGGCCACCAUCAUCUUAAUUUCACUAUGGAUGUCCAGUCCCUAUACACCUCCAUCACCGACCAGGAAGGCCUCAAAACUCUCCAUUUCUUUCUGGACACCAGACCCAACCAGUUACUCUCCACCACCACUCCUCUCCAUCUAGUGGAACUUGUCCUCACUCUUAAUAAUUUCUCCUUUGGCUCCUUCUACUUGUUUCAAAUGAAAGGUAUAGCCAUGGGCACUCACAUGGGUCCUAGCUAUGCCUACCUUGUUGUCGGUUACAUGGAACAGUCUAUGUUCCAAGCCUACACUUGUGUCUGUCCCCCACUUUUCCUAUGCUACACUGACAACUGCAUUGGUACUGAUUUCUGCACCCAAGCUGAGCUCAUCGAUUUCAUUAACUUUGCCUCCAACUUCCAACCUGCCCUCAAAAUUACCUGGUCCAUUUCCGACACCUCCCUCCCUUUUCUCAAUCUCAUUAUCUCUGGAAACAGUUUAUCUACUAUUGUCUAUUAUAAACCCACAGACUCUCACAGCUACCUGGACUAUACCUCUCCCCAUCCUCUUCUUCUCUCUAUUCCUCCAUCCCCACCACAUCUGCUCUCAGGAUAAGGCUUUUCAUUCUAGGACAAUGGAGAACUGUAUGUCAAUGAUUUGGAAGUUGUAACCCUCCUAGAUCAAAUUUCCAUGUCAAUUUUUCCAACGAUAUUCUUGACAUCUUACUUUUCCAAAGGAACUUCCUCACAAAUUUAUUUAACCCUUGAAAAAACUUCUGGGGUAAUUGUAUUGGUAGUGUUUGGAAUAAAUAUUGUAAUCUAGGGAAUAUAUUCAUUUUUACAGCAUUUACUCUGCCUACUAAUGUUAUUGGUAACAUCAUCCAUUUAUCAAGAUCUUCUUGAAGUUUUUUUCAAUAAUGGUAAAUAAUUUAAUUUAUAUAAAUUCUUUAUAUCAUUAUCAACUCUUAUACCUAAAUAUUUUAUACCAUUUAUCGGCCAUCUAAAUUGAGUUAUUAAUCGAUAUUGACUAUAAUCUCCUUUAGUUAGUCACUUUUAUCCCAAUUUAUUUUGUAGCCUGAUAUUUUCCCAUAUUCUUCCAAUCUAGAAGAUAAUUUACAUAGCGAAUACAAUGGGUUUGUUAAAUAAAUCAGAACAUCGUCAACAAAUAAGUUAAUCUUGUAUUCCUCCUGGUUAACUCUGAAACCCUUAAUAUCUGGGUCCAUUCUAAUUAAUUCAGCUAAUGGUUCUAUUGCCAACACAAAUAAAGCAGGUGAUAAUGGCCAACCUUGUCUAGUUGACCUUGUUAACUGAAAUGAUGUUGAAAUUUGACCAUUUGUCACUACUUUAGCUUUGGGAUUAGUAUUUAAGCUUUUAAUCCAUUUUAGAAAGAAUACUCCUAAUCUGUAUUUUUCCAAAUUCCUGAAAAAGAAAAUCCUAUUCCAAUCUAUCAAAUACUUUUUCUGCAUCUAAAGCAACUGCCACACUCAUUUCCUCCCUCUUUUGGGCCAAAUGAAUUAUGCUAAGUAACCGGGUUACAUUAUCUGCCGAUUGUCUAUUUUUGAUAAAUCCUGUUUGAUCCAUAUGUAUUAAUUUUGGUAAGUAUUUAGAUAAUCUACUAGAUAACAUUUUUGCUAUUAUUUUAUAAUCAGUGCUUAACAAAGAAAUAGGUCUAUAUGAUGUUGGCUUUAAAAGAUCUCUAUCUUUUUUUGGCAAUACUAUUAAAAUAGCUGUCGAAAAAGAUUCUGGAAGUUUAUGCGUUCUUUCCACUUGGUGUAUUAACUCCAUAAAAGGAGGAAUUAGUAAAUCUUUAAACUUUUUGUAAAAUUCGGGUGGAAAACCAUCUUCUCCUGGGGAUUUAUUAUUCUGAAGUGAUCCUAGAGCUUCUUCGACCUCUUUUCAUGUAAAAGGCAAAUCUAAUCCCUUCUGUUCUUCUGAAUUCAAUUUUGAAAGUUAUUUGUGAUAAAAACCUUUCUAU